Messenger RNA from Psilocybe cubensis, 519 nucleotides. RefSeq lists its product as uncharacterized. The record is from RefSeq and is a predicted model, not a curated record. The transcript has 3 exons. NCBI's taxonomy places the organism in Eukaryota, Fungi, Basidiomycota, Agaricomycetes, Agaricales, Agrocybaceae. Bases 1 to 519 code for a protein of 172 amino acids.
AUGCCGGAAAAGAACUCGGAGGAGUGGCUGAAUAUCCAAGCUGAUCGCGCGCUCUCACGGUGGAUGCAAAUUUGGCGGCCUCUGUUCCAAAACUUCGCGGCGAUAUCCUUGAACCUCGCAAAUCAUCCGAAAGAUAGAGUUAUGACUCAUUGUAUGAAGCUCCUUGUUGUGCGACGGCCAGGGGAAAAUGAUACCGUAAAACAAUAUCAGGUCGUUGAGGCGACUGUGGCCCGCUUCACAGACAUUGUAGCUGAACUGGGUGAAGACGUGAAUACUCCCAUCGAUCCAACUGACUACACGCGCAUUCGAUUCGUUCUCAUACUUCUCGAUAAUGAGGGAUACAUGGAACGCAUGCGCCUCGUGCAGUGGAAUGAUCCGAACUUAGAUUUCUUCAGAAAUAUGGACAAGGACGCGUGCGCGAGGGUCGGAGGCCCAGAUUCGCAUUGGGACGAAGCUCUGAUCAGUGCGUCUUAUGAUGGAACACCGGAUAUCAGGACAUUAGGACGGCGCUCGAGCUAA